Molecule: messenger RNA, 510 nt
Organism: Acanthoscelides obtectus
Lineage: Eukaryota; Metazoa; Arthropoda; Insecta; Coleoptera; Chrysomelidae
Source: the annotation of a GenBank genome assembly
AUGUCUUCUGGAAAAAAGUUCCCCCAGUACCUGGCGGCAGUGUGCGUCUCCAUAGGUGCCUUCGGCACGGGAAGUGUCAUAGGAUGGACCUCGAAUAUCUGCGAAGACCUAAAGAAUGGCAAAUUGAAUGAACUUGAGAUGGACGACGAUCAGCUGGGAUGGUCAGGAUCAUGCAUGACUUUAGGCGCAAUGAUCAUGUGCAUUCCAAUGGGCUUCAUCUGUGAAAUGAUCGGAAGAAAGGGCGCUGCGUUGAUAGCAGCCAUUCCUCUUUUUCUAGGAUGGGUCAUAAUAUUGUUUGCUAACCACAAAGGCAUAGUGUACGCCGGUAGAAUCCUUUGCGGAAUAGGAGGUGGGUCGUUCUGUGUGUGCGGGCCGCUGUACACUAGCGAAAUAUCAGAACCAGAAAUCAGAGGAACUUUAGGUACCUUCUUCCAGUUAUUCAUCACAAUCGGAAUCUUGUUCUCUAAUGUUUUCGGAUAUGCCAUGCCAUCUAUACGGCUAUUCACAUAG